AUGGCCAGCACUGAAGAGACGUUUACCCUCAUUACACGAAAUCUCCAAGAGGUUUUGGGCGCCGAUAUCAUCCGCUCCGUCCUCGCUGAAGGACGGCCACUACGAUGCUACUGGGGAACCGCUCCGACUGGUCGACCACAUAUCGGAUAUCUCGGACCUCUUACGAAAAUCGCAGACUUUUUACGCGCUGGUUGCGAGCGGGCAAGUUUUCUGCAUUCAAAAACGAUCCGAUUCUCUAAACCUCCCCUAGAUGUCCACGCAUUUCUGGAUAACAUGAAAGCACCCCUCGAGCUCGUGGCACACCGAGUCAAGUACUACGAAUUCGUCCUCCGUGCCGUCUUCAAAGCCAUCCCCGUCCCCAUCGAAAAGCUCAAGUUUGUCGUCGGGUCAAGUUACCAGUUGACAAAGGAGUACAAUAUGGACAAUUACCGUCUGUGUGCGACUGUGACGGAGCACGAUGCCAAAAAGGCCGGUGCAGAGGUUGUGAAACAAGUCUCGAGUCCACUUCUUAGUGGACUACUUUACCCGGGCCUACAGGCACUCGACGAGGAGUACCUCGGUUGCGAUUUCCAGUUUGGUGGUGUUGAUCAGCGUAAAAUCUUUACGUACGCCGAACUCUACCUACCCAAACUAGGCUACAAGAAGCGGGCACAUCUAAUGAACCAGAUGUUACCAGGAUUGACGGGCGGAAAAAUGUCCGCAUCGGAUCCAAAUAGCAAGAUUGACUUCCUGGACUCCCCCGCGCAGCUAAAGAAGAAGCUAAAGGGCGCAUUUUGUGAAGAAGGAAACGUGGAGAACAAUGCGCUUCUUUCCUUUGUCAAAGCUGUCCUUAUGCCGAUAUCCAGUCUCCGUCUCGAGACUCAAGACCCAGUACACAAGACGUUUGUUUACAAGGGCCAAGAGGGUGAGGAGCCGGCCCCUGCUGGAACCAUCUUCAGCGUGCCGAGACGCGAUCAGUCGACAUUGCACUAUGCCACAUUUGAACCGAUGGAAGAAGACUUUAGGAACAAGCUCAUCCAUCCUGGAGACCUCAAGGCUGUUGUGACUACGGCACUUACGGAACUCCUCGAGCCCGUGCAAAAGGAAUUUGAGAAUUCCAAGGAAUGGCAAGAGGUGACUAACCUCGCCUAUCCAGCUGCGGUUACUGCAAAGGUCGUCAAGCCGAAAAAGGAAAAGGGAAAAGGGAAGCCAAAGGGAACAGACGCGACGGGUGAGGCGCAAACCGCACUCUCGACCGCAACGGAGGAGGUAAAAGGCGCCCCUCCAGCUGCAGCAGCACUUGAGCAGGCUGGAGAGAACGAAGACUGA
Serendipita indica DSM 11827 is the source of this 1308-nucleotide messenger RNA. NCBI's taxonomy places the organism in Eukaryota, Fungi, Basidiomycota, Agaricomycetes, Sebacinales, Serendipitaceae. The record is from the annotation of a GenBank genome assembly.